This is a messenger RNA of Spea bombifrons (plains spadefoot toad), 1732 nucleotides long. RefSeq names its product solute carrier family 25 member 34 (gene SLC25A34). The record is from RefSeq and is a predicted model, not a curated record. The transcript is spliced from 6 exons. The coding region runs from base 300 to 1262 and encodes 320 amino acids. NCBI's taxonomy places the organism in Eukaryota, Metazoa, Chordata, Amphibia, Anura, Pelobatidae.
UGGAGAGAGGAUGUGUGCGCACACAGGCGGUGAAUGGCUGACAGCACACUGCCAAUGAGCGGCACGGCAGCGAUCAGCGCAGGCACACACCAGCUUACGCACGAUACAAAGUUUAGCCCAUGUCCCCAGCAACUUUCCUGAGGACACGCCUGACGUCCAGCUGUUCCCAGACCACAGGGGCCGAGCAGCAGAACAUUAUCCGUGUGUGGCCCCUGCCCUGGACUUGUAACUCUGCUCCGGGGCCACUGUCUGCAUAAUCUGGGAACCCCUCAUCACCUGGAGGCUUGACAGCGCUGCGGAUGGUGCUAACCCCCCUCGGACAAUCCGCUAUGACGACUCCGCCGCCUCACCCGGCUAUUUCCAUCUCUCCGCCGGUGGAUUUCGUGCUCGGUGCCACGGCAUGCUGCAUGGCUUGUGUAUUUACUAACCCUCUGGAGGUGGUGAAGACGCGGCUGCAGCUGCAGGGGGAGCUGAGGUCCCGAGGCUCGUACACACGACAUUACAGAGGGGUCAUGCAAGCCAUGCUGGCCGUGGGGCAAGCGGACGGGCUGCGGGGGCUGCAGAAGGGGCUGACGGCUGGACUGCUGUAUCAGGGGCUGAUGAACGGAGUCCGCUUUUACCUGUACUCGCACGCGGAGGACAUGGGGCUGACCCAACAACCCGGGGGAAACAUCGCAGCGGGAGCCAUUGCAGGGGCGCUGGGAGCAUUCUUCGGGAGCCCUGCAUAUCUGAUAAAGACCCAUCUCCAGGCACAGACGGUGGCUGCCAUCGCAGUUGGGCAUCAGCACGAUCACCAGAGUUUGACCGGGGCCUUUGAGUCGAUCUACAAGAAGCAGGGGAUACUGGGAUUAUGGCGCGGGGUGAACGGCGCGGUUCCGCGGGUCAUGGUGGGCUCUGCUGUCCAGUUGGCAACAUUCGCCAGCGCCAAAGAAUGGGUGAAAAAGCGAAAGUGGUUUCCGGAGGACAGCUGGCUGGUGGCCCUGGCCGGAGGCAUGAUCAGCAGCAUCGGAGUGGCCAUCGCAAUGACGCCGUUUGAUGUGGUCAGCACCCGCUUGUACAAUCAACCCGUGGACAGCGCAGGCAAGGGACAGCUGUAUCGUGGAUUCGUGGACUGCUUUUUGAAGAUCGUAAAUACAGAAGGGGUCCUAGCUCUGUAUAAAGGGAUUGUGCCGGCGUACGUGCGUCUGGGGCCACAUACUAUACUUAGUUUGCUCUUCUGGGAAGAGCUGAGGAAAUUUACGUACUAUUAUCAGCACCACUGACGGCAGUGGGAGCGGACAACCAGCAGAGAUGUGCUACGGGAGGCGGAAAGAACCUUUCGUGGAACUUGUUGGAGAAACAGCCUAAGGAAAGGGGUGAGGGGCAUGGAGUACGUGUGCUGUUUGUUAUAGCCCCAGCAGAACGUGAAGAACUACAAACAGAGGGAGUGAUGAACGCCACGGAGAAUCCAUUUCUCCAGCAGCCAAGAUGGACACCGACCAUGGACUGCGUAAUCCGAAAGGUGAAGCUGCGUUCAGUGACCCCGUGACACGCUGACCACUUUCACUUAACAUGUUCGUUGUAGGGCCGCACUGGUCUCUGUUGUAUGAAGGCCUUGUUCUGGGUCCUGAUCCCCACUCUCAGGUUCUGAGCUACAUGUUCUAGGGGUGAUGUUCGCUGCAACUACAUACCUCACGCUGUACACGUCGAGAGACAUUAAACACAAAACGGCUAUUAUAUUUUGACAAAGCGA